Salvelinus fontinalis (brook trout) is the source of this 1863-nucleotide messenger RNA. RefSeq names its product myotubularin related protein 9 (gene mtmr9). The record is from RefSeq and is a predicted model, not a curated record. Bases 166 to 1815 code for a protein of 549 amino acids. Gene Ontology annotation, biological process: negative regulation of autophagy. Lineage: Eukaryota; Metazoa; Chordata; Actinopteri; Salmoniformes; Salmonidae. The transcript has 11 exons.
CAAUUUCUACAGAUAUCGGACACAAAUUGUUCGGGAACCUUAAUGUCAGAUGUCCUCUUGUUCCAGUCGGCAUGUUUUUGUAUUCGCACUUCAUUCUCGCUCAACCAGUACAUUUUGUCAAACAUCAGUAGAGGCGCCAGGCUGUCUGUGUCUCUGUGUUAGGAAAUGGAGUUUGCUGAGCUGAUUAAGACCCCCAGAGUGGAUGGGGUGGUGUUGAGGAGGCCCUUCCUGCCCACGGUGGAGGGAACUCUCUGUCUGACAGGACAUCACCUCAUACUGAGCUCCAGACAGGACAACACAGAGGAACUCUGGCUGCUGCAUGCUAACAUCGAUGCCAUAGAGAAGAGGUUUGUGGGGUCUCUGGGCACCAUCAUAGUCAAGUGUAAAGACCUCAGGGUGAUUCAGCUGGAUAUCCCUGGCAUGGAGGAGUGCCUCAACAUCGCCAGCUCUAUCGAGGUUCUGUCCACUCUGGACUCCGUCUCGUUGAUGUACCCGUUCUUCUACCGACCCAUGUUUCAGGUCCUCGAGGAUGGAUGGAAGUCUUUCCUACCAGAGGAUGCUUUCAAAGACCUAGAGUCCAUGACUGAAGAGUGGCGUCUGAGUGAUGUGAAUAAGGACUACAGUGUGUGUUCCUCCUACCCUCCUCUGGUGGCCGUACCUAAAGAUGUGGACGACGACACCCUAAGGAAAGCUGCCGCCUUCCGCCACGGGGGGCGCUUCCCCGUACUCAGCUACUAUCACAAGAAGAACGGCAUGGUGAUGAUGCGUUCAGGCCAGCCGCUGACCGGCACAAACGGGCGUCGCUGUAAGGAAGACGAGAAGUUGAUCAACGCCACGUUGCGGGCGGGGAAACGCGGCUACAUCAUCGACACGCGUACCGUCAGCGUAGCACAGCAGGCCAAGGCACGGGGAGGAGGGUUCGAAUCAGAGGCAAACUACCCACAGUGGAGGAGGAUUCACAAGGCAAUAGAGAGGUCCAGUAUUCUCCAGGAGAGCCUGAUAAAGCUGGUAGAAGCCUGUAAUGAUCAGAGCCACAGUAUGGACCGCUGGCUCAGUAAACUAGAGGCUUCUAACUGGCAGACUCACGUCAAGGAGAUCCUCACUACUGCCUGUCUGGCUGCUCAGUGCAUCGACAGGGAGGGUGCGUCAGUACUUGUGCACGGGACAGAGGGGACAGACUCGACCCUACAGGUGACGUCUCUGGCUCAGAUCAUCCUGGACCCAGCCUGCAGGACCAUCCAGGGAUUCCAAACUUUAGUGGAGAGAGAGUGGCUGCAGGCGGGCCAUCCGUUCCAGCAGCGUUGUUCCCAGUCAGCCUACAGUAACAGUAAGCCUCGUUGUGAAGCCCCGGUGUUCCUGCUCUUCCUGGACUGUGUGUGGCAGAUCCUCCGCCAGUUCCCCUGCUCCUUCCAGUUCUCGCAACACUUCCUGGUACUGCUCUUCGAACACGCCUACGCCUCGCAGUUCGGGACCUUCGUGGGCAACAGCGCCUCCGAGAGGUCUAAGUUGAACCUGUCUCAGAAGACAGUCUCUCUGUGGUCGUGGGUGAACCGGCCCCAGGAGGUGGAGAGGCUGUCUAACCCGCUCUACGAGGCCAACUGUCUGGUUAUAUGGCCCUCCGUAGCCCCUCAGAGCCUGCUACUAUGGGAAGGUGUGUUCUUGCGUUGGAAGCGCAGUUCCAGGUGUCUGGAUGAGGCCUACGACGAGAUGGUUCAUAUCAUACAUUACAACAAAGAGCUGCAGAAUAAAGUCAACAACCUCAGGAGACAGCUGGCCCAACUGGAGACGGAGGAGCCUCUGCUGCAAACACCGUAGAGGAGAGGUGAAGGAGAGGGGGUGAGGGCGGGAGGGAGGGAGGGAGGA